Messenger RNA from Coccinella septempunctata (seven-spotted ladybird), 2587 nucleotides. It is a transcript of the gene Vps53, whose product is annotated as vacuolar protein sorting-associated protein 53 homolog. The coding region runs from base 151 to 2538 and encodes 795 amino acids. The record is from RefSeq and is a predicted model, not a curated record. The transcript is spliced from 7 exons. NCBI's taxonomy places the organism in Eukaryota, Metazoa, Arthropoda, Insecta, Coleoptera, Coccinellidae. Gene Ontology annotation, cellular component: GARP complex. Gene Ontology annotation, biological process: retrograde transport, endosome to Golgi.
UAGUUCAAGUAGAACUUGAAAUUUGAACUACCCAAUUUGUCUUCGUGUGACAGCAAAAUAUUUUGAUUGAUCAUUUGAAUCAAAAACCGAAUAUGUAAUUACAAUUUUCCCAAUUUUAUUUCAGCUUAACUUGAAUUUCUCUACGGAAUCAUGGAUCUUUCUGACAGCGAAUUGACUGAAAGUACUGACGAUCAAGAUUUCUUCAUCAAUUUUGAUCCAGAAGUCCAAUCUGCUAUUGAGGAAGUAUUGCAGAAAAAAGAUCCAUUAGAUGAGAAAGACUUCAAUACAAUCGAUUACAUCAAUAAUCUCUUCCCAACGGAACAGUCCCUGUCCAAUAUUGACGAAGUAGUCAUGAAAUUCGAGAAUAAGAUUGUUACGAUAGAUAACGAAAUUACCACCAUCAUUCAUGGACAAGUAGAAGCUAGUCAGGAGGGUAAAGAAGCCCUGGGUGAGGCACAGUCGGUAAUAAAAGAAUUAUUCUUCCACAUCAAGGAUAUCAAAGAACAGGCCGUAAAAUCAGAAGAAAUGGUUAGAGAAAUAACUAGGGAUAUCAAACAAUUAGAUUGUGCAAAGAGAAACCUAACUCUUGCGAUUACAACGCUGAAUCAUCUGCAAAUAUUAGUUGAAGGGGUGGAUAACUUGAAAGUUCUAACCCAGAAAAAACUGUAUGGGGAAAUAGCUUCACCACUGCAGGGAAUUAGUGAAGUUAUGGCGCAUUUCGAAAACUACUCGGACAUUCCGCAAAUCAAGAGCUUGGGGGACCAAGUUAGACAGAUACACUCGGAACUGGCCGAACAGAUUAACCUGGACUUCCGAGAAGCCUUCUCGAAUGCAAGGAGCACCAUUCCUAACAAGCAACUCUCUCAGGCUUGCCUCGUGGCGUCAGUAUUAGAUUCUUCAGUGAAAAAAGACUUGUUAAAAUGGUUUGUAGAUCUGCAGUUGGAGGAGUACAAUCAUCUGUUCCAGGAAACCGAAGAUACUGCUUGGUUGGAUAAGAUCGAUAAAAGAUACGCGUGGCUGAAGAAGAACUUGGUGGAUUUCGAGGAUAAAUUAGGGAAUAUGUUUCCGCCGAAUUGGGAAGUUUCGGAAAGGAUUGCGGUUCAGUUCGCGCACCGUACGAGGGAACAACUGUCGAAGAUCAUGGCCAAGAGGAAGGGGGAGAUGGACGUGAAACUUCUUCUCUAUGCCAUACAGAAAACUACGGCUUUUGAGAAUCUACUCAGUAGGAAAUUUACGGGUAUCACUAUAACGGAGGAAAAUCCUCAGUUGGUGGUGGACAACAUUGAUAAUCCCGAAUUUUUAUCCGUGUUCGACGGGUUGAUUGGUAAGUGUUUUGUACCCCACUUGGAAAUCUACAUCGAUAGCGUGGAUAAGAAUCUCUGCGAACUGUUGGAAAGGUUCAUUAUAGACGAGAAACAAGUAAGGAUGAAUAAAAUUAAGGUAAGGAGUUGUACAUUUGGUAAUUUUCAGAGUAAACCAACUGAGGCGACAGAGACUCAGGCGUCUAUCCUACCCAGUUGUCCGGACCUGUUCGUUUUCUACAAAAAGAGCCUGAUACAAUGCGCCCAAUUGGACAAGGGUAAAACCAUGCUGGGUCUGACCAACGUCUUCCGUAAAUAUCUGGAGCUCUACGCCGAAAAACUGCUUCAGAACAACCUGCCCAAGAUGGAACCGCAAUCUCUGGGCACCAGCGUGUCGAUGCUCACCAGGGACAUCCAGAAGAUGUCCACGUCGGGUCUCAUUCAGAAUUUCUCGUCGCUGCUGAAAGAGGGCGACGCCGUCAAGUUGAGCAGGGAGGAACAGGGCAGGAUCUGCUGCAUCUUGACCACGGCCGAGUACUGCGUCGAGACCACCCAGCAGCUGAGCGACAAGCUGAAGCAGAAGAUCGAGCCCUCGCUCGCCGAUCAGGUGGAUUUCACCAAGGAACAGGACAAUUUUCACAAGGUGAUUUCGAAUUGCAUCCAGAUCCUCGUGCAGGACCUGGAGAACGCCUGCGAACCGGCCCUGACGGCCAUGAGCAAGAUACAAUGGCAGUCCAUCGACGCGGUCGGCGAUCAGAGUCCGUACAUCUCGUCGAUCUGCAACCACCUGAAGAACAACGUGCCCACGGUGCGGGACAACCUGUCCCAGUCCAGGAAGUACUUCGUGCAGUUCUGCCUGCGUUUCGUCAACCAGUUCAUACCGAAGUUCGUGCAGACGGUCUACAAGUGCAAACCGAUGAACACCGAGGGGGCGGAGCAGCUGCUGCUGGACGCGCACAUGCUGAAGACGGCGCUGUUGAACCUGCCGUCCGUCGGGUCGCAGGUCGGGAGGCCGCCGCCCGUGGCCUACACCAAGGUGGUCACGAAAGGUAUGACCAAGGCUGAGAUGAUCCUGAAGGUUGUGAUGACGCCGAUCGAGCCCAAUAAAAAUUUCGUGGAGCAGUGCAGGAAGCUGCUGCCAGAUUGUCAGCUAUCGGAGUAUUAUAAGAUACUGGAUAUGAAGAGUGUCAAGAGGCAAGAACACGCCGUUCUUGUGGAGCUGUUUAAGUCUAAAUAGAUUAGUGGAAGAUUUGUUAGGUGUAUUAUUGAAUUUUUAUUUUUAUGUU